AUGCUCAGUAAUUGUUUUCAUCUGCUUCACCCACAACCUCUAACCCAACUCCAUAUCUUAGCUUUACCUCCAAAAUUCCAAUGCAAGACUCAAGCUUUUUCCCAUAAAUCCCCGCCAAACACAUAUUUUCCUCACUUUCUCACCAAAAUCCCUUCUGGGUGCCCAAGAUUUUUUCUGGGUUCUCUGUGUUCUUCAAGUCCAUCAUCAUGUUCUGCUUCACCGGACGAGGAAGAUUUGGAGGUGGAAUUGGGCCGCCUUUUGGCGCUUUUGCCAGAAGAAAUGCGGCAGAAAGUUGGCGAGCACCCGGAGCUUCACCAAUUGAUUGAAGUGGUUAUGGACUUGGGUCGAAAGCCCUUGGCUCGGUUUCCCUCUGGGGACUUUGUGUUGUCGGAGCUUCCUAUUACGGUUCAGGAUCUUGAGCAUGCUACUUCGCAGGUUGGCGAUUUUGCCAUCGACAAUCGGGCAGGAAUUAGCAGGACAUUACACCGCAUUAGUGCCAUUAGGAAUAGAAAAGGUGCCAUCAUUGGUCUAACUUGCCGUGUUGGUAGGGCAAUAUGUGGCAGUGCUAGUUUGCUGCGAGAUUUGGUUCAAGAUGGUGGUUCUUUGUUACUCAUUGGGCCUCCAGGUGUAGGAAAAACAACAAUCAUCAGGGAAAUAGCUCGAAUGCUUGCAAAUGAUUAUAAGAAACGUGUCAUGAUUGUUGACACCUCAAAUGAGAUUGGUGGGGAUGGCGAUAUACCCCAUUCAGGAAUAGGCAAUGCUCGGCGAAUGCAAGUCCCCGUCUCUGAUUUACAACAUAAGGUCUUGAUAGAGGCUGUUGAAAAUCAUAUGCCACAAGUGAUUGUAAUUGAUGAAAUUGGCACUAAACUUGAAGCAAUGGCUGCAAGCACAAUUGCGCAACGUGGAAUUCAGCUUGUUGCCACCGCUCAUGGUGUAACUAUCGAGAAUUUGAUAAUGAAUCCUUCAUUAGAGAUGCUUGUUGGAGGAAUACAGAGCGUGACACUAGGGGAUGAAGAGGCCAGCCGGAGGGGGGUUCAGAAGACAGUGCAAGAAAGGAAAGGACCUGCAACCUUUAGUUGUGGGGUGGAGAUAAUUUCAAAGGAUGAGUUGAGAGUUCAUCGUAGCUUAGAAACAACAGUGGAUACUAUCCUCUCAGGUCGUUUCCCAAAUUUUGAAGUUCGUAAAAUUCACUCUCGGGGAUCAGAACUAACUACUGAAAGGGAAAAUUUUCUUCACAGUUCCUUGGAUGAAGAGGACGAAUAUGUUAUUGAAGAUGCUCCAGAUAUGGCUGACAGAGGAUUUGGCCAUAUUGAUUUCACUCCUGUGGUCUCUCCCAAUAUGCAAGAGGAUUCUAUGGAUGAAAGGAUACAACUUCGCUUGUUUGUUUAUGGGAUCUUAGAAGCAAGCGUGAUACAAGGGAUUAAACAGUUGAAGAUGGAUGAAGCUGCUGUCCAGUUCAUAGAUGAUAUCAGCAAGGCAGAUGCACUACUUGCCUUGCAAUCCAAGCUCAAGAAGAAUCCCCGAAUUCAAGCAGUUGCUAAAUCUUAUGGAAUACCCAUUUAUGUGACUAAGUCAAGCUCGUUGGUGGAAAUAAGAAAGGCAGUUCGGGCAUUAAUGAGUGAUCAUAAAGAUGGUUUGAAGGAUUAUGGGUCGAUAGACAAUAUGAAGUCAUCUGAGAAGAUUGAUGCUUUAGAGGAGGCAAGAAUAGCCGUUGAGCAGGUUGUAAUUCCAAAAGGGGAACCUGUGGAACUUCUUCCAAGGGCAUCUCACAUUAUAUCUGCUCAGAUUGACCUUAUUCGAAAAUACCAACUAGAAGCAGAAAGAAUUGGUAAGGAGCCGGAUGUGCGCCUCCGUAUCCUUCCAUUUCAUACUACAACGACAGAAGAGAAUCAUACUAGCAAAAUAAUUGAUGCUGAUAGUGGAUUUGAUGACUUUCUCGGUACCAAUGAUAGGAAUGGUUCACUCUCCAAUGUAGACAGAUUACCAUUACUUCCUGAAUAGUUAUUAGGAUGUUGCCAUAGAACAUUGUUUCAUUUUAAUGCUAAAAUUCAUGACGUUACCUGCGAGCUUAAGGGUGUCUCUGCGUGCACUGUGCCAGAGUCUGAUCUUGUACCAGUGGCCAAAUAUCUUCUCUCAUAGUCAAAUCUGUAAUAUUACAUUUUAACUACCAUGUUGAUGAUACAUAGAGAAAGAUGAAGAUGACAAUUGAUCAUCUAUGUAAUGAUAUGAUAAUUUUAAGUAAAAUGCUGCAUGAUCUUGAUUUCUGUUUUA
Molecule: messenger RNA, 2271 nt
Organism: Prunus mume (Japanese apricot)
Lineage: Eukaryota; Viridiplantae; Streptophyta; Magnoliopsida; Rosales; Rosaceae
Product: P-loop containing nucleoside triphosphate hydrolases superfamily protein
Cellular component (GO): chloroplast
Molecular function (GO): ATP hydrolysis activity
Source: RefSeq, a predicted model, not a curated record